This is a messenger RNA of Salvelinus namaycush (lake trout), 4989 nucleotides long. Its product is annotated as E3 ubiquitin-protein ligase HECW1-like. Gene Ontology annotation, biological process: regulation of dendrite morphogenesis. Gene Ontology annotation, molecular function: protein binding; ubiquitin-protein transferase activity. NCBI's taxonomy places the organism in Eukaryota, Metazoa, Chordata, Actinopteri, Salmoniformes, Salmonidae. The transcript has 28 exons. The record is from RefSeq and is a predicted model, not a curated record.
AUGAGGAUGUACAUGAGGACCAGGAGAGGAUCUGCAGCUCGCUACCAUGUGCCAGAGGAGAGGUCUGCUUCUCUGCAGGAUUUUUCAAGGAUGGGCGCUAACAACGCAGCACAGGAGAACUUGUACCAGAACAGGUUUCUCGGACUCGGACUAGCAGCAAUGGCAUCCCCGUCACGUUCGUCCCAGAACCGCCGGCGCUGUAAGCACCCGAUCCGCCACAGCUACAAUCCCGAGCAGUUCCCUAACGUCAACUUCCAGAACGGCUUUCCCGAGGUCGUGGCGACUAUGCACCGCUCGACCAGCGACACAGACCUGGUGACAUCACACAGCCGUUCAACGCUCACCGUCAGCACCUCGCUCUAUGCCAUCGGUCAGACCCAGGACAUCCUCAUCUGCUGGAACAUCAAGGAGGAGGUGGACGCUGGGGACUGGAUCGGCAUGUACCUCAUCGAAGAAGUUUCGUCUGAGAACUUUCUAGACUACAAGAGCCGCGGAGUGAAUGGUUCGCAUAAGGGCCAGAUAGUGUGGAAAAUUGAGGCCAACUCCUAUUUUGUGGAGCUGGAGACCAAGAUCUGUUUUAAAUACUAUCAUGGUGUGAGCGGGGCACUGCGUGCCACCACCCCCAGUUUGACUGUGAAGAACCCCUCAGUUCCGGUGUUUAAGCCCAUCACCAAUGAAGAAGUCCCCCAGAGCACAGGCAGCAGAAGACUCAUUAGCUUCUCCCUCUCAGAUUUCCACGCCACGGGGCUGAAGAAAGGGAUGUUCUUCAACCCUGACCCCUACCUGAAGAUCGCCAUCCAUCCCGGCAGGAACAGCAUCUUUCCAGCGCUGCCACACCACGGCCAGGAGAAACGCUCAGGCAUCGUCUGUAACACCAUCAACCCCCGCUGGCAGAGAGAGCGCUUCAACUUUGUGUCUCUGCCCACGGACGUUCUGGAGAUCGAGGUGAAAGAUAAGUUUGCCAAGAGUCGUCCCAUCAUCAAACGUUUCCUGGGCAAGCUGUCCAUGCCUGUGCAGCGGCUACUGGAGAAGCAUGCUAUUGGUGACCGUGUGAUCAGCUACACACUAGGCCGAAGGCUGCCGACGGAACAUGUCAGUGGACAGCUGCAGUUCAGAUUUGAGAUCACUUCCUCCAUUCAUCCAGAUGAUGAGGACAUGUCUCUCAGCACGGAGCCUGAGUGUGCCGCUGUGCAGGAGAACCAAGGGGAAGGCCAGUCCUCCCAGGCCCAAGGCCAGGCAGAGGACACCAUGAGCCUGGGUCCGGGGGCUCCUGAACUCCCCAUGGAUGAGGAGGAAUAUACUGGAGCUCCAGAACUCCCUAUUGGAGGGGAUACAGAUACUGACACUCCCAUGGAGGGGGAUCCAGCAAGGCCUUCGAGUUCAAAGCAGCCCACAGAUGGAGAUGGAGACUCAGGGCCUGGCUGUUCCAGAGCUGAGGCCCAAAAAACAGAAGCAAGCAAACCAGAAGUCCAUGGUGCUCACGGGGAGGCAGUUGUGGCUGUAGCUGUUUCUGCAGAGAAGCUACCCACAGUAGAGGAGAACAGUGAGGAAGGGGACCAGCAGACCCCCACUAGUCCUCAGGCUGCUGUCCCAGAGGAGCAGAGGGCUAUUGGACAGGAGGCUGAGUGGGCAGAGGGGGUGGACAGUGCCCCAGUAGAUGGUCAGUUCAGCUCUGCAGUACACUCUGCUGUAGUGCAGGACAUGGAGAGUGCAGCGUUUGGAGUCUCUCGAGGGCCAGCAGAACAGCAGGCAGUGGGGCAGGAAGAGGGGGGCGAGGACUGCUGCUCCCUGCGCGUCAGGACCACCCCUAGGCGUAAGAACCGGCCCUGCUCCCUGCCUGUGUCCGAGCUGGAGACAGUCAUCGCCUCGGCUUGCGGGGAGCCUGAAACCCCUCGCUCACACUACAUCCGCAUCCACCACCUCCUCCAUAGCUUGCCCUCUGCCCAGCCAGAGACCCAGGAGGACGGGGAGGGAGAGCAGGCUGAGAUGGAGCCCGACUCGGACCCAGAUCCAGACCCAGACCCAGGCCCUGACCAGCUAAGCCCCAGGGACCAGGAUGGCUCAGAAGAGGAUGAGAAGGCCGAGCCCCUGACCCCUGGCCCAAGGAGGACCCUGCCCCGCAGCUUGUCCAUCGAGCGUCUGUCCGACCUGGCCUUGCUGCUGGACAGCGAGGGCCGCCACCCCCAGGGCCAGGUCAGGGGUCACGAGAGAGUGUCCGACGAGGAUGACAUGGAGCCCUGCUGUAGUAACUCAUGCUACGAGGGCCGAGUAUGCCACACCCGGGCACCUCUACUGGCUGCAAGCAGGACAUCUGAGGGGAGCAGUGCUUUCUCCUCCCAAGAGGAUGAGGACAUGGAGGUGAACGGAGCAGAGAGCAGGGAGCCAGGAGAUGGGAUGCCCCAAUGGCAAGAGGCCCCAUCCACGCAGGUCCAGAGCCCCCAGAGCUUCAUGGGAAAUGGAGAGUCACCCGUGGCUGGGCCCAGUGGGAGGAUAGGACGAGAUUGUCCCUUACCUUCCAGUCAUCCUCCAGUUAGCCAGCUUCCUGCUCUGCGUCCUGAUUCCCAUCACUACCCCACCAUCGAUGAACCACUGCCACCAAACUGGGAGGCACGUGUGGACAGCCAUGGUCGUGUGUUCUAUGUGGACCACAUCAACAGGACCACCACGUGGCAGAGACCCACUUCAGCAGCCACGCCCGACGGCAUGAGGAGGUCCGGAUCCGUUCAGCAGAUGGAACAGCUCAAUAGAAGGUACCAGAGCAUCCAGAGGACCAUGGCCACAGACAGGAGUGAGAAUGAAGGAAGCAGAAGCAGGAGUGAGAGAACAAGCCUGAACAACAACAGCAGUGAGCCUGACUCUCCUCCAAUGGCUAAUGGUGAUACUACAUACAUACAACAUUGUACAUAACAGUCACCAUUCAGUGAAUUUUUCCUUUGUUUCUCCUGGUGUGUGUGUGUAGAGCUGAGAAGAGACAGCUCCUCCUCAUCAUCAUCAUCUCCAGUCAACAGUCAGAAAAUCACAGCUCUGCUACAGAGCCCAGCGGUGAAGUUCAUCACACACCCAGAGUUCUUCACUGUCCUCCACGCCAACUAUGGGGCCUAUCGCAUGUUCACCAGCAGUACGUGCCUGAAGCACAUGAUCCUGAAGAUUCGUAGAGAUGCUCGUAACCUUGAGAGGUACCAACACAACAGAGACCUGGUCACCUUCCUCAACCGCUUCGCUGACGCCCAGCUGGAACUGCCCCGGGGCUGGGAGAUCAAGACUGACCCUCAGGGCAAGAACUUCUUUGUGGACCACAACAGCCGGGCGACCACGUUCAUCGACCCCAGAAUCCCCCUGCAGAACGGUUGCCUGCCCAACCACCUGACCCACAGGCAGCACCUGCAGAGACUACGCAGCUACAGCGCAGGAGAGGCCUCUGAGGUCUCCCGUAGUCGAGGUGUGGCCUUGUUGUCACGGCCAGGGAACAGUGUGGUGGCAGCAAUACGGAGUCAGCAUCCCCCAGACCCAGUGCCACAAGCUUAUAAUGAGAGGAUAGUGGUCUUCCUGCGUCAGCCUGGAAUACUAGAAGUUCUAACGGAGCGCCAGCCAGCCCUGUCCAGGAACCAUUCCCUGAGGGAAAAGAUCCACUACAUCAGAACAGAGGGCACCCAAAGACUGGAGAAACUGGCUUGUGAUGCAGACCUGGUGAUACUAUUGAGCUUGUUUGAAGAGGAAAUCAUGUCAUAUGUUCCACCCUCCUUCCAUCCUGGCUUCAGCUUCUCUCCUCGUUGUUCACCUGGGUCUUCACCACAGAGUUCUCCAGGAAUGUCGAGAGCGAGAGCACCUGCCCCGUACCGGAGAGACUUUGAGGCCAAACUACGCAACUUCUACAGGAAACUGGAGGCUAAAGGCUAUGGCCAGGGCCCAGGAAAAAUCAAGCUUAUUGUCCGGAGAGACCACCUGUUGGAGGGUACCUUUAACCAGGUCAUGGCCUACUCACGCAAGGAACUACAGAGGAAUAAGCUCUACAUCACCUUCAUAGGAGAGGAGGGGCUGGACUACAGUGGGCCGUCCAGAGAGUUCUUCUUCCUGCUGUCUCAGGAGCUGUUCAACCCCUACUACGGCCUGUUUGAGUACUCAGCCAACGACACGUACACCGUCCAGAUCAGCCCCAUGUCCGCCUUCGUAGAGAACCAUCUGGAAUGGUUCCGGUUUAGUGGGCGUAUUUUGGGACUGGCGUUGAUCCACCAGUAUCUCCUGGAUGCCUUCUUCACGCGGCCCUUUUACAAGGCUCUCCUCAGACUAGCCACUGACCUGAGUGAUCUGGAGUAUCUAGAUGAGGAGUUCCAUCAGAGUCUACAGUGGAUGAAAGACAAUGACAUCACUGAUGUGCUGGACCUUACCUUCACUGUGAAUGAGGAAGUCUUCGGACAGGUAACAGAGAGAGAGCUGAAGUCUGGAGGGGCCCACAUUAAUGUGACAGAAAAGAAUAAGAAGGAGUACAUUGACCGCAUGGUGAAGUGGAGGGUGGAGAGAGGAGUGGUCCAGCAGACAGAGGCACUGGUCAGAGGCUUCUAUGAGGUGGUGGACUCACGGUUGGUGUCAGUGUUCGAUGCCAGAGAGUUGGAGCUGGUCAUUGCUGGGACAGCUGAGAUAGACCUCAACGACUGGAGGAACAACACAGAGUAUAGAGGAGGCUACCAUGACAGCCACAUAGUGAUCCGGUGGUUCUGGGGGGCAGUGGAGCGCUUCAACAAUGAGCAGAGGUUGCGUCUGCUGCAGUUUGUGACGGGCACCUCCAGUGUUCCCUACGAGGGCUUCACCGCGCUACGGGGCAGCAAUGGCCUGCGACGCUUCUGUAUCGAGAAGUGGGGCAAGAUCACCGCUCUACCCAGGGCACACACAUGCUUCAACCGGCUGGAUCUCCCUCCGUACCUUUCCUACACCAUGCUCUAUGAUAAACUGCUUAUCGCUGUGGAGGAGACCAGCACCUUUGGCCUUGAGUGA